AAAUAAAAAGUGAAAAAAAUACUUCUCUUUCCCAAGAAAUAAAAAGCAUUAUUGAAGGUAUCACUAAGGAUUACGGUGAAGGUAUUAUUACCACUUUGGGAAAAAGUAAAUUCAAAGACCAACCAACUUUAUCGACCGGAAGUAUUAUUUUAGACCAAGCAAUUGGGGGUGGCUACCCUUUUGGCAAAAUUGUUGAAAUUUAUGGAGAAAACGCCAGCGGGAAAACCACUUUGGCUCUCCAUGCGGUUCGGGAAUAUAUCAAUGAAUUAUUGGUUCUUCAUCCUAAAUAUGGCGAACAAGCCUUUAAAUUGUUAAUUGACUUUAUUCGCGGGGGAGUAGGUCUAAUUGUGGUCGAUUCGGUAGCUCCCUUAAUACCGAUUGAAUUAUUAGGAAAUUGGGAAAGACCACCGAUUGGUGCUCACGCUAAAAUGUUAAAUAAUGGUUUGAGUCAAAUUAACAAUGAAAUGACUAAUAAAGAGACCGUUAUAAUUUUUAUAAAUCAGAUUCGGAAUAAAGUAUCCACCGGCUUUUUUGUGGGUAAUCCGAAAACUACCACCGGGGGAGUAGCCUUAACUUAUUACGCCAGUUUACGAAUAGAAUUGAAAAAUAAGAAGGAAAAAGUUGAAAAAGAAGAGGAAUAUGUUGGAAUUAAAGUUUGGGCUCGAAUUGAAAAAAAUCGGUCAAUUCCUUCUCGUCCUUCUUCUAAAGAAAGUAAAGAAAAACCGCUGGAAAUGAUGUUUAAAGGCGGCAUCCAAAAAGAGCGAGAAAUUGUUGACUUGGCUACGGAAUUAAAUAUUAUUCAAAAAAGCGGAACCUGA
Entrophospora sp. SA101 is the source of this 818-nucleotide messenger RNA. The record is from the annotation of a GenBank genome assembly. Lineage: Eukaryota; Fungi; Glomeromycota; Glomeromycetes; Entrophosporales; Entrophosporaceae.